Messenger RNA from Erigeron canadensis, 2629 nucleotides. Its product is annotated as pathogenesis-related homeodomain protein. Gene Ontology annotation, molecular function: DNA binding; chromatin binding. Lineage: Eukaryota; Viridiplantae; Streptophyta; Magnoliopsida; Asterales; Asteraceae. Gene Ontology annotation, cellular component: nucleus. The record is from RefSeq and is a predicted model, not a curated record. The transcript has 8 exons. Gene Ontology annotation, biological process: chromatin organization; regulation of DNA-templated transcription. The coding region runs from base 144 to 2186 and encodes 680 amino acids.
UUUUGUGCAAUUUAAUUGUCGUUAGGCUUGGGUAAAUGUAUGAACCUUCAAUCCAUUAGGGAGUUGAUUUUCGUGUUUCUUCCUGUGAACUAGGAAAUACAACCUUCACAAUUUGAAGUAUCUGUUUCUGGCCAUAAGUGAACAUGGGUGACUCGUCACAUCAAGAGUUAAUUCAAAAUGGUAGCAACUUAGCCUCUAUCCAAACUGUGUCAGAAUUAAAUCAUGACGUAAAUUCCAACGGCGCAUGUGAUGAAAAGGUUCUUGGGAAUCACACGAGUAUGGAAAAUUAUAAUAGUAUUAAAGGUGGAAGUCCCAUUCCUGAUGGAUUGGAAGCAACUCAGGGAAAUGGAACCAAUGAAGUAAGUACCCCAGUUAAACGGUCGAGAGGGCGACCCAGAAAAACAGAAAGAAAGAUUGUUGGGAGUCCCAGGGUGUUACGCUCGAGAACGCAAGAGAAACCUAAAUCCCCUGAACCUGUUGAAGCUCCUUUACAGGAAACGGAGAGCAAAGAAAAGAAGAGAAGGAAGAAAGUGAAGAAGAUAAAAAAGGAUCAUAAUGAUGAAUUUUCAAAGAUAAUAAGACAUCUAAGAUACUUGAUACAUCGAAUGGUCUAUGAACAAAACUUCAUUGAAGCUUAUGCUGGCGAGGGUUGGAAAGGGCAGAGCCUAGAGAAAUUAAGACCAGAGAAGGAGCUUGAACGUGCAAAGUCAGAUAUUAAUCGUUACAAAUUGAAAAUAAGAGAUUUAUUUCAACGGAUUGACAAAUCAUGUGAGGAAGGAAGGAUUCCAGAAUCUCUAUAUGAUUCUGAAGGGCUAAUUGACAGCGAGGAUAUAUUCUGUGCAAAAUGCGGCCAGACUGAAGUCCGGUUAGACAAUGAUAUUAUUCUGUGCGAUGGUGCCUGUGAACGUGGAUUCCAUCAAUUCUGUUUGGAUCCACCUUUGUUGAAAGAACAAGUUCCUCCUGGUGAUGAAGGAUGGCUAUGCCCUGCUUGUGAUUGUAAAGUUGACUGUUUUGACAUGCUUAAUGACUCUCAGGGGACUAAUCUUUCUGUCACUGAUAGCUGGGAGAAAGUUUUCCCAGAAACUGCAACCUUUGGGAAUCGACUGGAUGAUAAUUCAGGACUUCCUUCUGAUGAUUCCGGAGAUGAUGAUUAUGAUCCUGAUGGCCCAGAGAUAGAAGAGGAGGCCGAUGCAGAGGAGGAUUCAAGCUCUGAUGAGUCUGAUUCUUCUUUCGUGUCUGAGGAUUUGGGUGCUGUAGCAAAUAAUGACCCGCUUUUAGGACUUCCUUCCGAUGAUUCAGAGGAUGAUGAUUUUAAUCCUGAUAAAGUAGAUUCAGAUAAAGGGGCCAAGGCAAUAAGUUCUAGCUCAGAUUUUACAUCCGAUUUCGAUGAUCUUGGGGACAUAAAUAAGAAUGAAGUAACAUCAGAUGAAGUUCAAGAGUCUGUAGUGCCUGCAACUGAAGAAGAAAUACCAAAGACAAAUAUGGAAGAUGAUGAUUGUGGUCCCAUAACUGCAAAAAGAUGUGUUGAAAGAUUAGACUACAAAAAGCUGCAUGAUGAAACAUAUGGAAAUGUUUCCUCAGAUACGAGUGAUGAGGACUUUAGUGAUUCUGAAGCCCCGAGGAGAUGGAAAAAUGCUAAUGGAGCAAAGGGUAUGAAAGUUAAUGAAAAAAUGGAACAAAAUGAAUCUACUCCUGUAUUGAUAACCCGUAAGAAGCUUGAUGCUGAGGGCACAAGUAGUUCUCCAGCAAUUAAGGGUUCUAGUGAUAAAAGUGGUAGCAGACCAUCAUAUAAAAGACUCGGGCAAGCUGUUACUCAGAGACUCUAUGAAUCUUUCCAGGAAAAUCAGUAUCCUGAUGUCGAUGUUAGAGAAAAUUUGGGCAAAGAAUUGAAUCUCACUCAGAAUCAGGUUAGGAAAUGGUUUGAAAAUGCUCGUUGGAGCUUUAAUCACCAUGGAAAAUACAGUAACGCAGGUAAAUUACCUGCAGAGGCCACAGAAAAUGUAAUACCAAAGGUAGUAAAUGUGUCAAGCUCUAACACAAAAUCUAGAAAGAGAAAAUCAAAUGUGGAUCAGCAUGACAAUGAGACCACUCCUAGUUUGAAGGAAGCUUCCCCAAUGGAUUCAUCAAAUCAAACUACUCGUAGAAGCGGCAGAGUUCAGGCAAAAAAACUGACGUCUGUUCCCUAACUAUAAAGCAUUUAUCAAGUUUUGAGCUUUUUGUGAAAAGUUUGACAAGACUGCACAAAAGGACAUCAUUGAUUGGUCUUGAAUGGGGGUAAUUCUUCCAUUUUCAGGUGAGUUGGAUACAGUAUCCGAUGCUUAAAAAAAAUAAAUCUCCAUAACAAGCACGGUAUUAAGCACUUUGACAUUAGAAUGGAGUACAAGUGAUCUAACGAGGGUGGAUUAUCAGACCUAACUGUCUGUUUUGAUGGUUGUAGCCAAUUUAGCUACAUUUAAGUACUUCUAGCUUAGUUUUCCUGAAGACUUUUUUGUUUUUGUGAUCACAAAGAAAAGUAGACCAUUUGCAGAGAUAUAUAUCUUUAACUGAUUAGAUUUUUUUUAUAUAUACGUUAGCAAUGUUGUAAGAACAUGUAUGAGUUGUCUGAAUUUAUAGAUGUAUUUUGCUUUAA